UGCUUCAUACCUCCAGCAUGUCUUCCAGCAUGUUCCGCUCAGCAUUCCGCUCGACAGUCAAUCCUCUACUCCGAUCCUCUGUGCAAACCCAAAGCUUCCGAACUCCCACACUCUCUUUCGCUGCUCGCUUCCUCUCACAAGAAGCGAGGUCUAAAAUUCAAUCAGCGGUGAAGUCGACACCAGUCGUGCUGUUCAUGAAGGGUACUCCGGAUGCACCUCGGUGCGGAUACUCGCGUGGCGCUGUGCAAAUUCUCGGUCUCCAUAGCGUAUCUCCGGAGAAGCUGAAGACAUACGACGUAAUGGAGGACUCUGAGCUCAGGAGUGGGAUCAAGGAGUUCUCCGACUGGCCAACAAUCCCUCAGUUAUACGUGGACGGGGAGUUUGUGGGAGGUUUCGACAUUCUCUGCAGCAUGCACUCGUCAGGCGAGCUUGAGGAGCUGUUGGAAAAGAAGGGUGUCCUCCCUCCGCUCGAGGAGGAAGCCCAGACGGCAGCAUCGUCUGGCUUGUCGUAGAUGACCGAGGCCUGACGCUCUGCUCAUGUACACGGGCAGGAUGAGGAUCCCAUACCCUCCCUACUAUAUGCCAUACUAUGCUCAUCAGUUUGUCAUGA
Molecule: messenger RNA, 610 nt
Organism: Laetiporus sulphureus 93-53
Lineage: Eukaryota; Fungi; Basidiomycota; Agaricomycetes; Polyporales; Laetiporaceae
Product: glutaredoxin
Exons: 4
Coding region: 18-512 (164 amino acids)
Source: RefSeq, a predicted model, not a curated record